CGAUCACACUACCUGGCACAAUGCAAUUAACAAUACCCUUAAAGCAAUUAAAAACUCUAAAAAUGAUUCUAAAACACUAAGCACCAAAAGUAUCGGACAGGAUUAUGGUCUUCCGGAAGCCACCCUUAGGCGUGCGAUAAAAAACAAUAGUUCUUUCAUUCGUCCGGGCCGUGCUAAAAUCCUAACCGAUCAUAAGAAGGAGCAGCUUGUCGGUUACUGCUUGAACAUGCAGAGACUUGGCUUUGGGUUAACUAAAUCUGGUGUAAACCAGUGUGUUAUGGAUAUCAUUCGUAGAGACAGGCGAUCUUAUCCUUUUAGUAAGAACAGGCUGGGGCAAAAGUGGUGGAAGCGCUUCAUGAACGACCACCCUGAGCUUUCAUUUCGCAUUCCACAAGCCCUGAAUGAAGCACACGUCCAAAAAGCAAAUCCCGUUAUUGUCAAAGAUCAUUUUGACAAACUUCAAAAAAUCAUUCUUGAAUAUUCACUUAUCGCCGACCAAAUUUGGAACAUG
Molecule: messenger RNA, 511 nt
Organism: Racocetra fulgida
Lineage: Eukaryota; Fungi; Glomeromycota; Glomeromycetes; Diversisporales; Gigasporaceae
Source: the annotation of a GenBank genome assembly